AUGCCGAAGGAGGACGACCAGCUGGCCCAAGCCCGGGUGGCGGGCUACAGCGACGCCGGCCGCCCCCUGAGCCGCCUGCUGGAGAAGUACCGACUCAUGUGCAACGCGGCGCUGCAGGGCACGCAGGCUGACUUCACCAAGGCCCACAGGGAGGUGCUAGUCGACGCGUGCGCCGCAAAGGCGUUUCUGCUGGCCUCCCAGGCCAGGGAGCGCGCCAUCCUGUCCUCGAGGCGCAGCCUGGCGUCCGGCGGGGGGUUCUACGGGGAGCUGGGCUCUGAGGUUGAUCGGCAAAGGCAGAGCGCCAGGGAGGAGCUCGCGCUGGGCAGGGCGCGUGUGAAGGCUGCCAGGAGCGCCAAGAAGCGGCGCGACGAGAUCACGCUGCUGGACGCGUACGCGGCGAAGAGGCCGCGCGGGGGGGAGAACCGGAGGGAGAUAGCGGCGCUGGAGGACGAGAUAGGGAGGGUGGGACGGGAGGUGGGCGACCUGGAGGAGAGGAUCGAGCGGAGGGAGGGGCAGCUGAGGCGGCUAGUGGGGUCGUUGAACAGCCUGAGGGAGGAUGGGGAGAGGACGGGCGGGGCGCGGGGGCAGGGGGCGGGGAGCGCGGGCCGGGGCGCCAGGGGGCGGGCGGCAGAUGGCCUGAGCCGUCGGGGACAAUAA
This is a messenger RNA of Ostreobium quekettii, 657 nucleotides long. The record is from the annotation of a GenBank genome assembly. Lineage: Eukaryota; Viridiplantae; Chlorophyta; Ulvophyceae; Bryopsidales; Ostreobiaceae.